CGAAACCUCGAGUUAUUCUCUUAAUGAGUUAGGGUGACCAAUUGUUUUUUUGAAUAACCUAAACCCUAGCUAAGGCAAUCAGUUUUUAUGAAUUCAGGAGGUAAAAGACGUUGAUCAUCAUCGACCGAACGAUGCGGUUCCGCUCUCCAUUGGUUUUGUAAACGCUGAAGGCAUAAUGCAUGUUUGCAUCCCAAAGAACACCGCCAUCCCAACCAAGAAGUUUAAGAUGGCCAUAACCACCCAGUUGGACAACCAGAAAAACAUAUCCUUUACGUUCUACCAAGGGCAAAGAAGCAAGGCAAGCGACAACAAGUUUCUUAACAAACUAGUUUUCUAUGGUAUUCCUCCUGCUCCCAGAGGUGGUCGGAAGUUUAAUUACACUUAGCCUUGACGUCGACAUUGACGGCAAUCUGAAUGCAUCUGUCGAGGACAAGGAAACCGGACAGAAGAUCAUGAGCCAGAAAAGCUUGAUUCUUCUGCCUGCAGAGGAGGUGGAGAAGAUGGUUCGAGAAGGAGAGAAGCACGCCUUGGAGGAUAAGGAGUACGUGGAGAGGAUGAGGAUCGUGAGAUCAAUGGUGGAUCACUCGGCCCUCCUUCGAGAAAUCAUGGCGGCUGGAGACUACUCUAAGAAGGUGAGAGAUAGGGUUAAGGAUAUUGCAUUGGAGUUGUUGGACGAGUUCAAGGAGAAGGUGAAGGCGUUGGAUUCUUAAUUAGAGGGGAUAUAUAUAUAUAUGGGGCAGAGGCUAGCGUACAGUACGUUGUAUGCCUGUGUUCACAUUUAUUUUUUGCAUUUUAAUAUAUUUUGCUGAAUCAGAACCGUUGGUUAUUAUUUUUUUAGAUUAAAUCAAUCUUGUGAUUUGGG
Linum trigynum is the source of this 862-nucleotide messenger RNA. Lineage: Eukaryota; Viridiplantae; Streptophyta; Magnoliopsida; Malpighiales; Linaceae. The record is from the annotation of a GenBank genome assembly.